AUGCCGCCAGUCCCCGCUGACCAGAGCUCGAGCACUGCUUCUGCUGCAGCAGACGAAAUCCCAAUACCAACUUACAGUGACGCUUCAUCCGGCAUUGCAUCUCAGCCAAGCAUUCAUCACACCAAGCCAAAACCUGACUCCAUGUCCUCCGCACUGCCCCUUUCAAUGGGUGCAUUCCGCAUCCUCCUUGCCUUGCUGGCACUGAUUGUUGCCCUCGUGGCCGCCGUAUCCUUGUCCGCGGCACCCCCAGCAUGUACGCCGUUGGAUCAACCAAAUCCGAUCGCCAACGAUUAUCCUUACAACGCCACUGGUCUUCUCAACGUCACACUUGCUGUGAUUCCCAUUCCUCUUAGUUUUGCCCGCACCCUCAUCCCACCCCAGUGGCCCAUCCUCGUGCACGUCUAUCAGGCUCUGUUUGCUGCCCUGGGGGUGUCGGAGGAGGUGUUUCCACCAGACCACUACCCGCUAAUGGUCCAGGCCGGUCUCGACCACGACAUCCAGAUGGCAGCCUACAAGCUGUCCAUUUCCGACUUCCAGCGUGCCGGCUACGAGUUUCCCUUUGUCGACCGCCUCGGGGACAACCACUCCUCGUUCCGCUGGGUGCCGCACCAGAUCAUCACGGCCAGCAACGCCGACGCCGUCGAAGGAUCCCGUGCCUACGGCACUCUUGUGUCCCCGAGCGAAUCAUUCGACCCGCCGUGCGAUGCCUACCGGUGGCUAGGGCACUACGGCGGCACUACCAACUUCAAGGCGUACGCUCGCAACAGCACGUCCAUACGCCUCUCCUUUUACCACACAUACUAUAGCCCGCCGGCGCUCCCGUUGGACCUGUUCCGCAACAUGACGAAUCAGCCCAGUUUUGCAAACGGCACGGCCUGUGACAACCAGAUCCGGCUGUUUAACACGGCACACUUUUUUGGAACAGGCAACACGAACCUGGCAGCGCAUCCCGUCCGGGGGUCCGUCACGUCGGCCAAUUUCGCACCCCUCAACGGCAUGCAUACCUGGGGUGGCAAUGUCCACGGCUGGCAGCUGGCCACGCCUUUCAUUGAGAACAACUACCUCGACUGCGACGACUUUAAGGGAUAUGAUGGUGUUGAUCUUCCGGGAUAUUAG
This is a messenger RNA of Sporothrix brasiliensis 5110, 1116 nucleotides long. RefSeq lists its product as uncharacterized. The coding region runs from base 1 to 1116 and encodes 371 amino acids. NCBI's taxonomy places the organism in Eukaryota, Fungi, Ascomycota, Sordariomycetes, Ophiostomatales, Ophiostomataceae. The transcript has a single exon. The record is from RefSeq and is a predicted model, not a curated record.